Molecule: messenger RNA, 1818 nt
Organism: Carassius carassius (crucian carp)
Lineage: Eukaryota; Metazoa; Chordata; Actinopteri; Cypriniformes; Cyprinidae
Product: interferon-gamma-inducible GTPase 10-like
Exons: 1
Coding region: 90-1508 (472 amino acids)
Cellular component (GO): membrane
Molecular function (GO): GTP binding
Source: RefSeq, a predicted model, not a curated record
UUGAGUGUGGAAAAGCUACAGACAAUGACAAAACAAAACAACCUGACAGUGUCGAAACAGACCAUUUUCAAGAGCCACGUGAUGAUAUAAUGGAGAAAGAUAUUUUGACAGAAAAACUCAGAAAGACUAAUCUCUGUGAAUCGUUAAACAAAGUCAACGCUAAAGAGGAAAAUGUGGCGGUUAUGAUACAGAACCAAGAAUUGCUCAGUGGAGCAGUGUGUCCAGAUGCAAAGAAGUCACAAGAUGACACAGAUAAUGUGUUUCAGUAUAAAGCAAAAGAGAACCCACAUUUAAAAUCAGAAAGCACAGAGAAGAGGGAAAGUAUAGACACAGCGGCUAAAAAGCAAGAAGACGAGCAUGUAUAUGAAGUGCCUGAUGUUUUGCUCACUAGUUCUGCGGAAUAUGUUAAUGUAACAGAUAGUGUUAAAGAACAAUUCAAGAAACUGGAAAACGUCACACUUCACAUUGCUGUUACAGGGUCGACUGGAGCAGGAAAAUCCAGCUUUAUCAAUGCAAUACGAGGUCUUCAACCUGAUGAUGUCAAUGCAGCUCCCACGGGAGUGAUUGAGACGACAAUGACAUCAACAGUGUACGCACAUCCUACAAUGCCCAAUGUAAAAUUAUGGGAUCUGCCAGGGACCGGGAGUCCCAAAUUUAAAGCUAAAAAAUAUCUAAGGGGUGUGAAACUUGACACCUUUGACUUCUUCAUCAUCAUCUCCUCAGAGAGAUUCAAAGAAAAUGACAUCAUGCUGGCUAAAGCAAUUAAAGAGAAGAAGAAAUUGUUCUACUUCCUCCGCUCAAAGCUUGACAAUGACAUUCAAGCGGAAUCGCAAAGGAAAGACUUUGAUGAGCAGAAAGUUCUCUCCCAAAUUCGUGAGGACUGCCAAAGAAACCUGAAGAAUAUGGAUAACCCAGAAAUUUUCCUGAUCUCCUCAUUUGAAUUCCACAAAUAUGAUUUUCAAACCCUCAUCGACACACUAGAGAAGCAACUACCUGCUCACAAGAGAGAUGCUUUGAUUUUGUCUUUGCCAGUAUACUCCUCCAAGAUUCUGGAGGAGAAAACUGAAUUGUUUAUGAAGCAAACCUGGUCGGCAGCUAUCGCUUCUGGUUCUAUUGCUGUGGCUCCAGUGCCUGGUCUUUCCAUGGCUUGUGAUGCUGCCAUUUUGCUGGCUUUCUUCACCAAGUGUUACUAUGCAUUUGGCCUGGAUGAUGAAGCAAUAGAUAAGCUGUCGGUGAGGGUCAACAAUCCAUCACUAAAAUCUGUAAGAAAGUCACCUCUAGUGGUCGCUAUUGGGCAAAAGAAACUCAGUAAUAAGGUGCUAUCAGCACUGACAAGUAAGAAAGCAGCUGUUAAAUUUGCGUGGAGCAUGGUUCCUGUUGUAGGGAGUAAAAAAACAGCGGAAAUGUCUUACUCGACAACACUAAACCUUCUGCGAGCAGGAGUUCAGGAUCUUGCUGAUACAGCCAAAGAAGUGCUGAAAGUGGCGGGUCUGACUGAUGUCUACUAAGAUCACAGAUCGAGAUCAGACUCAAAAGGUCAUCUCACUGAUAAUUGUGGUUGACAUUUUGACAUAUUGUUGGUAGUCACAAUCAUUCAUAACAUACUCUAUGCUAUAUUUGCUGUCAUCCAAGAAGCUGAGUUGCAUGCAUCCAAUAGGCUAUAGCUAACAGUUCUGAUUCUUUUUCAUCUUAAAAAUGUAUAGAUUACUUUUGUUCAUUGAUUUAUUUGCUAUAGAACACAAUAUAAAUUUUAUGUCUGUGAUCAAUGUUCAUAGGAUGUUAUUUGUUAGAUUCUGUGUUGAGUGUGUGUAGAAACUA